Molecule: messenger RNA, 384 nt
Organism: Ziziphus jujuba (common jujube)
Lineage: Eukaryota; Viridiplantae; Streptophyta; Magnoliopsida; Rosales; Rhamnaceae
Product: protein TAPETUM DETERMINANT 1-like
Exons: 2
Coding region: 1-384 (127 amino acids)
Biological process (GO): cell fate determination
Source: RefSeq, a predicted model, not a curated record
AUGACAACCUCGUCAACUGUUGCCGCUGCAGUUGUCUUGCUCCUCCUGGUGCUUUUCUCUUCUUCUCAAGGCAUAGGAGCCAAAUGCUCCAAGAGUGAUAUAAUGGUGGUGCAAAGCCAAGGUCCACCAAAGUACAAUGGAAUUCCGACAUACGUGGUAGAGAUAUUAAAUCGGAGCCCCAAUGGAAUAAGCAUUUCCGAUAUCCAUGUCAACUGUGGGUGGUUUAGCUCCGCAGACCUCAUAAACCCUAAUACAUUUAAGCGUCUUAAAUACAAUGAUUGCCUCGUCAAUGGUGGACGGCCUCUUCGUGCCGGUUACGCCCUUUCUUUCACCUACACCACUACCUUCAAAUACCCUCUUUCUGUUUCCUCCAUUCAAUGCUGA